Messenger RNA from Chlorella variabilis, 3072 nucleotides. RefSeq lists its product as hypothetical. Gene Ontology annotation, biological process: cellular response to heat. The transcript is spliced from 16 exons. Bases 67 to 2712 code for a protein of 881 amino acids. Gene Ontology annotation, molecular function: ATP binding; ATP hydrolysis activity. Lineage: Eukaryota; Viridiplantae; Chlorophyta; Trebouxiophyceae; Chlorellales; Chlorellaceae. Gene Ontology annotation, cellular component: cytoplasm. The record is from RefSeq and is a predicted model, not a curated record.
ACUUUGGCAGAGACGGCGUCGCCUCCCGUGUGUUUGGCAGUCGCUUAGCGAGGCAGGAGGUGUAGAAUGGACCCCAGCAAGUUCACCCAGAAGGUGACCGAGAUCCUGAAUGCAGCCCAGGAGCUAGCGCAGGAGAGCAGCCACCAGCAGAUCACGCCCCUCCACGUGGCGGUGGUCAUGUUUGAGGACCCAGAGGGCGUGGCCAAGGCGGCGCUGGGCAAGCAGGCCGGCGGCGGCGCCGCCGCCGAGGCGCUCAACAGCGUGCUGCGCGUGCUGCGCAAGCAGCUGAAGGCGCUGCAGGCGGCGGGCAAGCUGCAGAAGAAGAAAGGCGACUCAUUCCUGGGCGCCGACGUGCUGUUCCUGGCGAUCCUGGAUGCUCGGGAGGUGGCGGCGGCGCUGGGCGAGGCGGGGCUGAACAAGGCCCAGCUGGCGGCGGCGGUGGAGGAGGGGCGGGGCGCCGCGCACGUCGACUCCGCGACGGCGGACACCCAGUUUGAGGCUCUCACCAAGUAUGGAAUCGACCUAACGGCCAAGGCCGCUGAGCUGGACCCGGUGAUUGGGCGGGACGAGGAGAUCAGGCGCGUGGUGCGCGUGCUGUGCCGCCGCACCAAGAACAACCCGGUGCUGAUCGGCGAGCCCGGCGUCGGCAAGACGGCGAUUGUCGAGGGCCUGGCGCAGCGAGUGGUCAAGGGCGACGUGCCAGCCACGCUCAACGGCGUGCGGAUCAUCUCGCUCGACAUGGGCAGCCUGGUGGCGGGCGCCAAGUACCGCGGCGAGUUUGAGGAGCGCAUCAAGGCGGUGCUCAAGGAGGUGGCGGAUGCCAAGGGCCAGGUCAUCCUCUUCAUCGAUGAGAUCCACCUGGUGCUGGGCGCGGGUAAGACGGAGGGCGCCAUGGAUGCGGCCAACCUUCUGAAGCCCAUGCUGGCGCGCGGGGAGCUGCGCCUGGUGGGCGCCACCACGCUGGCAGAGUACCGCGAGCACGUGGAGCGGGACGCGGCCUUCGAGCGCCGCUUCCAGCAGGUCCUGGUGGGCGAGCCCAGCGUGCCCGACACCGUGCAGAUACUGCGCGGCCUCAAGGAGCGCUACGCCAGCCACCACGGCGUGCAGAUCUCGGACCGUGCGCUGGUGGUGGCGGCUGAGCUGGCAGACCGCUAUAUCACUUCCCGCUUCCUGCCAGACAAGGCAAUAGACCUUGUCGAUGAGGCCUGCUCCAACCUCCAGGUCCAGCUGGAGAGCAAGCCUGAGGCAAUCGAUGUGCUGGAGCGCCAGCUCAUCAGGCUGCAGGUGGAGGAGAAGGCUCUGGAGAAGGAGAAGGACAAGCAGUCCAGGGAGCGGCUGGCGGAGGUGCAGCGGGAGCUUGGGGAGCUGGGUGACCAGCUGAAGCCGCUGCAGAUGCGGUACCGCGCGGAGAAGGCGGCCCUGGAUGAGAUCAAGAAGCUGGCCAAGAAGAAGGAGGAGCUGCAGAUCCGGCUGGAGCAGGCCGAGAACUGCAUGGACCUGGCCAUGGUGGCAGACAUCAAGUAUGGCGCGCUGGCAGAGGUGGAGGACCUACUGAGGCGCAAGCAGGCGGAGGCGCGCAAGGCCGACCGCAUGCUCAGCGACACAGUGGGGCCCGGGGAGAUUGCCACGGUGGUCAGCAAGUGGACCGGCAUCCCCGUGACCAAGCUGCAGGCCAGCGACCGCGAGCGGCUGCAGAACCUGGAGGGCUACCUGCACGAGAGGGUGGUGGGGCAGGACGCAGCGGUCAAGGCGGUGGCGGACGCCGUGCUGCGCAGCCGGGCGGGCCUGGGCGCGCGCAACCGCGGCAGCAGCUUCCUGUUCCUGGGGCCCACGGGCGUGGGCAAGACGGAGCUGGCCAAGGCGCUGGCUGCCAUGCUGUUCGACAGCGAGAAGAUGAUGAUCAGGAUCGACAUGAGCGAGUACAUGGAGAAGCACACCGUAAGCCGCCUGAUCGGCGCACCCCCCGGCUACAUCGGCCACGAGGAGGGCGGCCAGCUGACCGAGGCGGUGCGGCGGCGCCCCUAUUCUGUGGUUCUGUUUGACGAGGUGGAGAAGGCGCACGCAGACGUGAUGAACCUGCUGCUGGGAGUCCUGGACGACGGCAGGCUGACCGACUCCAAGGGCCGCACCGUGUCCUUCUCCAACACCCUCAUCAUCAUGACCUCCAACCUGGGCGCCACCAUCCUGCUGGAGCAGGGCAACAGCCCGCAGGCCAAGGCGGCGGUCAUGGAGGCGGUGCGCCGCCACUUCCGCCCCGAGUUCCUCAACCGGAUCGACGAGGUGGUGCAGUUCGAGCCGCUGUCGCCGGCGCAGCUGCGCCAGGUGGCGCGCCUGCAGGCCGCCGAGCUCAACACCAGGCUGCGCGACCGAGCCAUCACCAUGCAGCUCACAGAUGCCGCCCUCGACUAUGCGGUGGCACAGUCGUACGACCACAUGUACGGUGCUCGCCCGCUGCGCCGCUGGCUGGAGCACUCCAUCAUCACCCCUCUCUCCCGCAUGAUCAUCUCGGGGGAGCUUCCAGACGACUCCAAGGUGGUGGUGGAUGCACCCGCCUCGGGCGCGGGAGGCCUCACCUUCGCGGUGCAGCCUGACGAGGCGGCGGCGGCGGCACGCGCAGCAGAUGCAGAGCGCCGCAAGAGCUUCAAGAAGCUGCGGCUGAGCGCUGCCGCGGAUGAUGACUACGACAGCGAGGCAGACGAUAUGGAGGACUGAGGUGGCGCUGAGGGCAGCGCAAGUGACGCUGAAGCCUGCGGAGCGGGCUUCUAUCAACAUUGCCGCAGACCCCAACAAAUGAAACAACCAAACCAUCGAUGAACUCUCUUUUUCAGCAGCAGGACUGCCAGGCAGCGAGUUCAUGGCUCGCCUGUGCACGCCAGGCAUUUUUCUUAAGGGCAGAACAAACGCCCUGCUUGUUUCUUUUAAGUGCUCCAAUUCUUCAUGAGACCUCCCCUCUACUUUCCCGUUGCAUGCCCUUCCAGCAGAAGGUGGCCAUUGAAAUGCCCCAAUCUGCCUUGCCCUGCUGCAAACUUGUUCGGUGCUCAAACACCCCACACUGUAACCCCCCACCACACC